Lotus japonicus is the source of this 1363-nucleotide messenger RNA. RefSeq names its product SART-1 family protein DOT2-like. The transcript has 2 exons. The record is from RefSeq and is a predicted model, not a curated record. Gene Ontology annotation, biological process: maturation of 5S rRNA; mRNA cis splicing, via spliceosome. NCBI's taxonomy places the organism in Eukaryota, Viridiplantae, Streptophyta, Magnoliopsida, Fabales, Fabaceae. Gene Ontology annotation, cellular component: U4/U6 x U5 tri-snRNP complex. The coding region runs from base 70 to 918 and encodes 282 amino acids.
CCUAAAGAAGAGUUUGCACGGAGAAACUAAAGGCAACCAAGUUUGAUUUCAGGAAAAAGAGAAUCAACCAUGUCUUCUGUAUUUUCUGCACAAUCAGAUGAUGAUAAGGAUUAUCGCACAUCAUUAGAGAAAGCGAGAAGAUUAGCUCUUAAAAGGAAUGGGGAAGAAGUGGCAUAUGGUCCUCAAGCUGUUGCUUUACUUGCCACCUCAAAUCACAAUAAUCAGUCUAUAGAUUAUCAAAACAAUAUAGGUGGAGAUUCACAAAAAAACAAGGUGGUCUUCACAGAGUUGGAAGAAUUUGUCUUGGGUCUCUACAUUGAUCAAGAAGCAUGUAAGCCAGAAGGUGAAGAUGUUUUGAUGCAUGAUGAAGAAGAAAAGAUUGCUGAGGCUGCAGGUGGAUGGACUGAAGUUAAGAAAACUAGUGAAGAUGAACAACUACCCAAUUCAAAAGAUAAGGAGGAGAUUGUUCCAGAUAAAACUAUCCGUGAAAUUGCUCUCGGAAAAGGAUUGGCACGUGCGAUGAAACUGCUAAAAGAUCAACAAACACUUAGAGAGAGCCUUGAGUGGGGUGGCAGGAACAUGGAUAAGAAGAAAAGCAAAUUGGUUGGUAUGGUAGAUGAUGAAACACAUAGAUAUAAAAAGGAUAUUGGCAUUGAGAGGAGAGAUGAGUUUGGCAGAAUUUUGACUCCUAAGGAAGCCUUUCGGUUGAUUUCACAUAGGUUCCAUGGUAAAGGACCUGGCAUACGGAAGAAGGAAAAGCGUAUGAAUCAAUAUAAGAAAGAAUUGAAGAUGAAGCAGAUGAAGAGUUCAGAUACACUUUCACUCUAUGUGGACACAAUGAAGGAAGCUAAGACACCCUAUAUUGUUCUUAGUCGACACCCUGAACCAUCAAAUCCCAGAUACCCCAAAAAAGGUUAAAUUUCUUUCUAGGUCUUUUAAUUGUAAGCUAUAAGUGUGACCCUUACACUACUGCAUUUGAAGCUUUUAAGUUUUAACAACAUUUCACAGUUUAUAUUUACUAAAAUGUUAGGAAGUGAAGCUAAUAAUGCACUGUGGUAAAUUUGUGCGCAUAGCUACCUAUUCACUUGUUAACAAUUUCUUUAACUUACUUGUGCUUCAAUUUUGAACUCGCACUAACAUUCUUCUUCCAUUCUCAUGCUCAUGUACUAGUCCUCCGAUUCUCGAUUCACCCUCUCGCAUCACCCUCGCUUGUGCCACACUCGCUCCCGCUCACAGCCUCGUGUUGCAUAUUGCCUUCUAUUUUCUCUAAUGGCAUCUCAUAUCCCAUUUUCUUCUCCCUAAUCGCAAAAUGCUGAAGCUCUUUGCAGGUUUUGUGUAAAAUCUUUGCAGAAUUUCAUUUCAA